UCGAUGCUGUGAGUUCCUCCUCUCCGUGUUUGGGGGGGGUGAACACAGGAUUCUCUCUGCUUUCCUCUCAGUCUGCAAUCAGCAACGGACACACACACACACACAGACGCAGCAGCUAUGAGCGCAGGCGAUGUGGUGUGUACAGGAUGGCUCAUAAAAUCCCCUCCGGAGAAGAAGCUAAAGAGAUUUUCAUGGCGAAAGCGAUGGUUUGUUUUGCGGAGGGGUCGGAUGAGCGGGAAUCCUGACGUUUUGGAAUAUUACCGUAGCAAGAGCUCCCGGAAACCAAUCAGAACCAUCGACCUGCAAGAGUGCGAGGUCACCAUCGAGGCAGAAGUGCGGCCCAUUAAACGCCAGUAUCAGAAUCAGCACCUGUUUGUGGUCAAGACAGCCACACGCAUCUUUUACCUGCUGGCCAAAACGGCAGAAGAGAUGAACAUCUGGGUACAGAACAUUGGACAGAUUUGUACGUUUGGAGGACUGAACAGACAUGCAGAAUCAAUGGACAGUCUUAAUCUCACUCCCUCUUCCCAGCAGCCCUCUCCAGCACUCUCUCCUCAUGUUUCUCUUGUGGCCAAUCAAGACACAGUUACCGUCGAAAACCACGAUGUCCUUGACAGGCCCAGCGAAUCAGAGAUCAGCCCUCCACUUGACUACCUCUUCCUCUCUCAGUGUGAAACUGGCACAAAGAGCAUCGUCAGGUGUGACAGCAUCUCUAACUCUGAACGCUCCUUUGAGCAGAGCUCGUCUGAGUACACAGAGGAUGUGUUUAGCCCCACCCCACGCAUUGACUCCUCCCCCUCCCCUUUCCUUGUGGGUGGGGUGCCCGAGCCCCCAUUCAGCGCCCCCUGUGGCCCACUCUCUCUAUCCUCCUCCCUUUCGUCCUGCCUCUCAUCUCCCAUCUCUCUACGCCGUCCACCGGACAUUUUCAGAUUUGACAGGCCCUUCUACGGAACAUCAGACCCACAGACGCCUCCUCCCCUCCCACCCAAACCUACACACCUGUCCGAUCACCAUGUUAAUGACGAUACCGGCCAUAAUCAGACGCAACCUGCUCUCCUCCCUCGCAGGACGUCACUUUCAGGAAUAGACCAGUUUAGGAGAGGAGAGUUUGAAAAUGCUGGAAGAAACUGGAACAAACGUCUAAGCCUCAACCUGCCAAUAUUUCUGAAUACCACAGUUACCGAAAACCACUCUGAGGAUUCAUAUGUGCCCAUGGCCUCCCCACCGAUCAGCUGUUCUGAUGUGACUUCAGACGGCUACAUACCCAUGAGCCCCUCCACCCUGCCCAUCUCCCUACUCACCAACGGCAAAACAGAGCUGCCUUCGCCUUCGGAUCCUGACCUUGAGCCUCCUCCAGUCGACCGCAACCUUAAACCAAGAAGACGGGCUCGACCGCCACCUUUAGACCUACGAGGUCUGUCCACGAUUUCUGAAUGUCCAUUUCACGUUCCCCUCAUACGCACCAUGACAGAACCCAGCACAUCACUUCAGUUUGUUCCUUUGGACAGGCGGCGGGGAUGGGGAAUAAACGGUUCUGAACAGGAAGGGAGCAUCACGCCAACGGAUUUGCGGCAGAUGUUCCCGGCUUGUGAUUCUGCCCCCUGGAUGAGGCGUUCUCAGCUGGAUUACUUGUCACUUGACUUCAAUUCGGCCUCCCCCUCACCUGUCCAGAAGAAACCGCUGCUGGCAGACGAGUACACGGUCGAUUACGUGCAGGUAGACGAGAAGAAGACACAGGCUUUACAAAGCACCAAGAUGGAGUGGAAGGAUGUCCGUCAGUCAAAAGCCUAAAGCCCUCUCAUUUUAAAUUAUUACAUGGUUCAAAACUUGACUUGUUUUCAUCUCCUACAAUUUCAGGAACAUGUUGGGUUUUUUUUUUUACACUGCUGUGAAAAGAGCCAGUACAGAGCUGGACUGGAAACCUUCAGAAAUAAAAUGACAGAUUAUUCAGGAAAUUAUUCCAGGAUAAAAGACCUCCAACACAAUGAUUCAAGAAUAAAGCUUUGUUUUGUAGUUCUUAUACCAGGAAGACAAUUUCUUAUGAAUUUUUUAGAAUAUUGUUUUUUGGUUUAUGAGUAAAGUAAAAUAAGAGGUUGACCUCAAUUUGAUCUACAACAUAGAUUAUACACAGUCAUACCUCAAAUGUGAAUGAUGUUUUUUAAAACGUUGCUAACUAAGUGAUAAUAAGUGAGUACUAAAUCUACCAGAGGAAUGCGAGUUAAUGUGUAUGAUGAAGGUUCUCGUCCCAACUUGUGCUAACUUGUUAGCUACAUAAACUACUUUUCAAAAGUUUGG
Molecule: messenger RNA, 2295 nt
Organism: Sinocyclocheilus rhinocerous
Lineage: Eukaryota; Metazoa; Chordata; Actinopteri; Cypriniformes; Cyprinidae
Product: GRB2-associated-binding protein 3-like
Exons: 10
Coding region: 118-1791 (557 amino acids)
Biological process (GO): signal transduction
Cellular component (GO): cytoplasm
Molecular function (GO): signaling adaptor activity
Source: RefSeq, a predicted model, not a curated record